AUGCAUUGGGGAGUUAAAGACGGUGGUAUUUAUGCUGCGUCUGCUGUCAACCGCGAUGAGUGCCUCGUGGACAACGGCGGCUGCGACCACCUCUGCAAGAACACGCUGGGCUCCUUCAUGUGCUGCUGCUCGCCCGGGUUCAAGCUGCUGCAGGACAAGCGCUCCUGUCAAGACAUCAACGAGUGCGAGUUCCACAACGGCGGCUGCUCGCACCGCUGCGUCAACAACCCCGGCUCGUACGAGUGCCGCUGCGAGCAGGGCCAGAGGCUGCUGCCCGACGGGAGGACGUGCCUGGACACCGGCGGAUGCGACGUGGACAACGGCCGCUGCGACCACUACUGCGACGACUCCUCCGGCCGGGUCGUCUGCUCCUGCCGGCGAGGAUACCGCCUGGGUCGGGACAGUCGGCGCUGCGAGGUGGUCGACCCCUGUCAGGUCGACAACGGGGGAUGUCAGCACAGGUGCGAGGCCAUGGACAGGCGGCCGCAGUGCACCUGUCCUGAAGGCCUGAAGCUGGCCGAUGACCAGCGCAACUGCAUCGAUGUCGACGAGUGUCAAAUGCCAGGCAUCUGUAGUCAGCAGUGUCGCAACACCUGGGGCUCCUACACAUGCUUAUGCAACACCGGCUAUCAACUAGGAACCGACCACAAAUCUUGCUACAUGAUCGACAUGGAGGUCAUAAAUUCGUGUCUGGAGAACAACGGCGGCUGCGAGCACAUGUGCCGCCACGCUGCAGGAGGCGCCGAGUGCAGCUGCCACGCCGGCUACCUGUUGCAGCCGGAUCUCAGGUCGUGUCAGGACGACAACGAGUGCGAGACGGGGAGCCACCGGUGCGAGCAGGAGUGCGUCAACACGGCGGGGGGAUACGUGUGCGCCUGUCGCCAGGGCUUCACGCUCAGCGCCGACGGGUUCUCGUGCGAAGAUGUGAACGAGUGCGCGCAGGAGAACGGCGGCUGCGAGCACGAGUGCAGGAAUUCGCAGGGAUCCUUCGCGUGUUCCUGCAGGCCCGGCUACCUCCUGGUCGACCUGACGCACUGUGACAUGAUAGACUAUGACUACGGCGACGACUACAGCUCCCACAGCUCGCGCGGGGACAUGGACCUGCAGCCGGACCCCGAGGACGACGCCACGGUGCUGGAGGAGGCCACGUCGCACACCCACGAGGCACUCAACGUCGUCACGUACGCGGAGCAGGCCAGGAUCACGACCAUACACACGCGAUGCGUCCCAGGAUACUUCGGGCCGAACUGCACCUUGACUUGCCGCGACUGUCCCGGGGAAUGUGACAAGGAGGGCGAAGGCUGCCUCUGCGAGCCUGGCAGGACGGGGCCGACCUGCAGUGUCCCUUGUCCCGAAGGCUUCUACGGUGCAGGCUGUAACGAGGUGUGCAGGUGCGAGAACGAAGGCACUUGUGAUGCCGUGAGUGGCAAAUGCACUUGUCCUCCGGGCGUGUCUGGAGAAUUCUGCGAGGAUGGCUGCCCGGCCGGCUACUACGGCGACACCUGCGAGCGGCGGUGCCCCAUGAUGUGCCCCUCGAUGCGCUGCAACCGCGUGUUCGGCUUCUGCGAGUGCGACCCGGGGCGCUUCGGGCCCAAGUGCAACAUGCCGUGUCCGGCCUUGACCUGGGGUGCCAACUGCCGCCACCAGUGCCAGUGCAACGACCAGACCACUGCCCGCUGCCACCCUGAGAGCGGCGUGUGCGAGUGCCAGCCCGGCUACGUGGGCGUCGACUGCUCCGAGGAGUGCCCCAAGGGCCGCUGGGGAGCCGGCUGCAACCACGAGUGCCAGUGUGCCAAUGGGGCGAGCUGCCACCCGGCGACGGGCGCCUGCCUCAUGGACUGCCCGCCGGGCUUCACGGGCGCCGACUGUCGAGACGCGUGCGACGAGGCCCACUACGGCCCGGGCUGCAUGAAGGUGUGCAUGUGCGGGAUGCGGCCAUGCGACCCGGUCAGCGGCGCCUGCCUGUGUCCUGCCGGCACCUACGGCCUCUCCUGCGAGCAACCCUGUCCUGAUGGCCUGUGGGGAGAAAGUUGCCUGAAGAAGUGCCAGUGCGAGAACGGAGGGAACUGCGACAGGGUCAGCGGACAGUGCCACUGCAGGCCAGGGUUCACGGGACCCACGUGCGAGGCGCAGUGCCCCCCUGGGAGGUUUGGCAAAGACUGCAGUGAGACCUGUACUUGCCUCAACGGUGCUGCCUGUCACCACGUUACGGGAAGGUGCGAGUGCGCCGCGGGCUUCACGGGGCAGCGGUGCGGGCAGCCGUGCCCCCUGGGGCGCUUCGGGCCGGACUGCGUGCACAUGUGCGACUGCGACAACAGCGGCGGCUGCGACCGCGUGAGCGGCGAGUGCAACUGCGCCUCCGGCUGGCGGGGACCGCACUGCACGCUGCCCUGCCCUGAGGGGAGCUAUGGCGCAGGCUGUGCCAUGAACUGCAGUUGUGCCAACGGUGCCAAGUGCGACCACAUAUCCGGGGCCUGCAUGUGCCAGCCAGGCUGGCGCGGCACCUUCUGCUCGCGGCCGUGCCCCGACGGCUUCUGGGGGCAAGACUGCCGCCAUCACUGCGGCUGCAGCGCCGGCGCCGCCUGCGACCCCACCACAGGCGCCUGCGUCUGUCCGCCGGGCAAGCACGGGCAGCACUGCUCUAAAACGUGCCCCGUGGACCGGUGGGGCAGCGACUGCGAGCACGUGUGCCUGUGCCACAACGGGGGCACCUGCGACCGCGCGUCCGGCGCCUGCGUCUGCCCCGCGGGCUACACCGGUGCCACAUGCCAAGACAGAUGCCCCAAGGGAACGUACGGUAGCAACUGUCAGCAUACGUGUCUGUGCCAACACGGUGCCACAUGUCAACAUGACACAGGUGCCUGUGUGUGUCCACCUGGCUUCAGCGGCACAUACUGCGAGACAGGGUGUGACGAAGGCAGCUUUGGCCCCGGGUGCGUGCUGGCCUGCGACUGCCACAACGAGGGCCAUUGCGAUCCUGUGACGGGGGCCUGCGAGUGCCAGCCCGGAUGGAGGGGCAAGAAGUGCCAUAAACCGUGCCAUCAGGGUUUCUGGGGCCGCGAGUGCGAGCAAGUGUGCGACUGCGAGCACGGAGCGCAGUGCCACCACGUCACCGGGGAGUGCCACUGCACCCCAGGCUUCACCGGAGACAAGUGCCAGUUCAUCUGUCCUGUUGGGUUCUUCGGCGAGGAGUGCAACGAGCGCUGCGCGUGCGGGCCCGAGGAGCCCUGCGACCACGUGACGGGGGCCUGCGCCUGCCCGCCCGGGAGACAGGGAGCGCAGUGCCAUGAGUACUGCCUGGAGGGUCAGUGGGGCGAGCAGUGCCGGAAAGAGUGCCAGUGUGCGGGCUCAUCCUUGUGCGACCCUGUCACGGGCGAAUGCUUUUGCCCGGCGGGGUUGCGGGGAAGGAAGUGCCGAAGAGGGUGCCAUAGAGGCCAUUAUGGCGUCGAUUGUAAACAAAAAUGCAAGUGUUCCAACGGGGGUGUCUGUGACCCUGUGAGCGGCCAGUGCCAGUGCCGACCAGGUCACUUCGGUCCAACAUGCUCCCUGGCCUGCCCGCCUGGCACCUACGGGCCGAACUGCAACCAGACCUGCAUGUGCGAGCACGGCGGCGUAUGCACAAGGAGUGGCGAGUGCAGGUGUCCUGCAGGAUACACUGGGACCUUCUGUGAGGCGCGAUGCCCUGUGGACACUUGGGGACUCCGGUGCGCCUUCCAGUGCAAGUGCCACAAUGGUGCCAUAUGUCAUCCGGCCACGGGCGAGUGCCAGUGCGGCCUCGGGUGGACCGGGCAGCACUGCGACGAGGAGUGCGGCCCGGGCCGCUACGGGCCGGACUGCAAGCUGGACUGCGCCUGCCACCACAACGCCUCCUGCGACCGCUUCUCCGGCUGCUGCGACUGCGGGCCAGGCCGCUACGGACGCUACUGUGAGCUAGAGUGCCCAGCCGGCUUCUACGGAGUAUACUGCACGCGUGUCUGCGAAUGCGAAAACGGUGCCACAUGUGACCCCCAGACCGGGCAGUGCCGCUGUCCGCCGGGAUUUACUGGCGAGACCUGCGCUGACACCUGCCCUCCAGGUACCUACGGCGCCCACUGCCGCAUGAUGUGCCACUGCGGCCAGUUCGCCUGCAACAAAACGACCGGAGAGUGCCAGUGCCCCGCUGGCACUCAUGGGGAACACUGUGCCAUGCCAUGUGGCCCUGGUAAGUUCGGGCCCGGAUGCCAGCGCGUGUGCGAGUGCCACAACGGGGGCAGCUGCCACCCGGCGACGGGGCACUGCUCAUGCACGCCGGGCUGGCUCGGCCCGAAGUGCCAGGAGAGGGACGUUUCCUUCGUGACGGCGAGCGACCAGCGGGGGCGGGCGGACAUCCCGGUCGAGCUCAGCUGAGUCUUCGGAAGAGAGAUAGGCCUAUGGAGAGGCCUUUUGUGAUGCGAAGAGGCAGUGAACGCGUGGUGGGUCGUGGUUUUGGGAGGAAAAGAGAGUGAUUGAUUUGUACAGACUUUUUUUUCUGUAUAUGGACAGUAAGCAUACUGCAAUGAAAUAAUGAAAUAUAUCUAUAUCUGCCGCUGGGUAAUGAUAUUAUUAUUAUU
Penaeus vannamei (Pacific white shrimp) is the source of this 4589-nucleotide messenger RNA. Lineage: Eukaryota; Metazoa; Arthropoda; Malacostraca; Decapoda; Penaeidae. The record is from RefSeq and is a predicted model, not a curated record.